AUGGACUAUGAUAUAGACAAGACUGUGAUCUGUAGUGAGAGUAGGGAGCAGAAAAAGGAAGCAUCUAUCAAAUAUCUCAAUGUCCUUGAGAAAAUGAGACAUGUAGAGCUUGAGUUACAUCAAGCUGCUGAGGCUCAGCAAAGGCACAAAACUGAUCUAAAAUUACACAAAGUAAUAUCUUUUUUUUUUUUAUGGUUUGAUGCAUCUGUUGAAUUGUAGACAUACAGUGUGUCACUUAUGUAUAUUUUUUUCUUGCAGGAUGCCUUUGUGGAGUCACUUAAUGACUCUCUGUUUAGGAGCAUUUUUAAAGAUGAUCCAGAAGCUAAAACACUGCACUGUGUGGAUUCUUUGAUUCAAACAUUUGAGCAGCAAAUGGGGGAGCUGUGUACACAGUUAUUUGAAAUACCUGAGCACAAAUGAAGGGAGGCCAAGGUGAACUGUUUCUUCAGUGGAAGAGGCUGGCAGAAGGCCUCACAAAUGUUAACAAAGUUUAAUGAGGAACACAGAGAGAGGCCAGGAGAACUGAAGCAAUUAUCAGACCCAGAUGUACACAAGGUCAAAAUCAACCACUGUGAUGAAAUUAACCAGGUCUGUAAAAGCCUCAUGACACUGGAAUUUCAGCUGGUCAGGGAGCUGGAGAAGAUGAUCAAUACUUUUGACACCAGCUUCUCAGACGUGGUUGGACACUUCAGUCAAACUGCACAGGGACAUUUUCUCAAUGUUGAAAAUCUGGAGGAUAAUUAUUAUCAGGAGAUGCAAAAAGCUGCUGCUGCAAUCAGGGAGAAAGUGGCCAACAACACCCUGACAGAGGAUGUGCCAGAUGAUGUUAUAAUGCUGUUUGAAACCAGAGAUGCAGUAAUGGAUGGCCAUGAUAACCACCUGCUGAAGAUCAAUGAAGAGACUCAGCUGAUUACAGGCCUCAGUGCCUGGAAGAAGAAUCUCAUUAACGAGAUACAAGAUACGGAACUUAAGCAAAACUGCACAAACAUCUCAGACAUCCACAGAUAGAUGGACUAUUUGAGGGAGCAGCUGAAGAAGCUGACAUAG
This is a messenger RNA of Archocentrus centrarchus (flier cichlid), 1047 nucleotides long. RefSeq names its product dynein regulatory complex subunit 3 (gene drc3). The record is from RefSeq and is a predicted model, not a curated record. NCBI's taxonomy places the organism in Eukaryota, Metazoa, Chordata, Actinopteri, Cichliformes, Cichlidae.